GACAAGGCCUACAGCAGGGCGAACCAGGCACGUUAGCGGGAGACUUGCUUCUCUCGUCCCUUCAAGAUCUCAUCCUGUACGACCAAGUGAGCCGUGUCCCCCUUCGCCGUGGACUGUACCUGGGCUACCUCAAACUACAGAGCUCCGUUGACCUACUGCAGGUCUUGGUACCCGAGAAACAGCCGAAUAUGUUCCCCCAUAUCAAGAUCAGGGAUAAUCCGCAUGUUUCCAGGGAAGAGUGGGAGUGGGUGCGGAGCCUCGAACUCUCCAGUGGAGACCAGUGGCACUUAGCUGCACAGACAGAGCCCGCUGAGGGAGAGGAGGGGAGAACCUCCCCCCUACCACCUGCCCCCUCGCCAGCUCAGCUCGUGUGGCACUCCCAGCUGGGCCAAGCGGCACAGCAGCUGCUCAGUCAGCUCAAGGUGGAAGGCGAGGCGCAGCAGCAGCACAGACUCUACUGCGGAGAGGUGCUGGAACUCAGCCCCGACGUGUCGCUCCUGCUGGUGAUGCCCCCCGUGGAUGCCGUUUGCUCGGCCCCGGGGCAGGAGGACGCCAUCAUGUCCCAGCCCUCGCUGACCACCAUCCCCCUCCAGAUCUUCGAGAUGAUCCACAUGGGCACGUACCAGAGGGAGCUCAUCGGGAGAUACGCGCGCCUCUCCUACAUCCUGGAAAUGGACACGCUGAUGGCGCAGCACGCCAGCCGGGAGGCCUUCAGCCAGGACGAGGUGAACUGCUCGCGGGACCGGCUGUGGCAGCUGCAGACCUUCCAGGAGCAGUUAGACGUCAUAUGGCGGGGCCUGAGAUGGGUCAUGGACGCGAUAACCUACGCUAGAGAUAAAGCGGCAUCUGGUGCUCUCCUGACGACCUUGCUGUCGUGUCCCUCCCCCAGGUCCCCGUGCAUCACUCACCCCCCAGCAGUACAACAGUCGCCCUCACACCUGCCUGCUGCUAAGUCAUCCUCGCAGGACACCCACAGCUCGAGCGAGUCCCUCCAGCACGGGGCAGACAGCAAAAGACUCAGAAAAGACGACGACCUCAACUUCAGCAUAAAGAAAUCCGAUGCUCCUAGAAUGCUGAAGUCAAAUACCUCAGAAAACAUUAGAGCAGCAGUGAAAUGCGAUUCAAGGUUUCACAAGUCAAAGACAGCUGAGUGCUUAGUUCAUAGUAGUGGGUGUGUACAGAGUUGCGGAAAGUCAUUCACUUCUCUGAAUGACUGCAUGUUAGACAGUGAGGAACAGAAUGAAAAUGUGCCCCUUCUCUCGUGGAACGGUGAAAAGUUGCAGUUUAGUGGUGAGAGGAAAAUGUACAGUAAAGACCUCCCUACGUCUAGAAGUGAAAACCAUUUACAACACUGUGUAGAUCCUGGUUACCCUCCUAGAAAGGCCAGUGCUCCUGCGUUUUACGAUACUCACGAGGGAUGCCUCAAAUCUAAGUGCUGUAAUAGUGAACCAAAAAUCAAUCACCAGAGCUCGUCGUCUUUAGAAUCGGUCGAACAAGGUAAGAGAAAGAAAAACAGUUGUGCGAGCAUCGAGUACGAGGAGACGAUGGCCAGCAGUAAAUCCCCCACGAGCAGUUGUUACGACCUCCACCAGCGGUACGGGAGUAACUUAAAUGUUGAAAUCCAGAGAGCAGGCAGUAGUCUCAGUCACGAUUCCGAAGCCUCUUUCUCAAGUAUGACGGCCAGUUUACGUUCAUUGUCCUCAAACGAAACGGAAACAGAUACCCUGAGUCUCAUGAGCAAAGAAAGUGGGCGGAGUGAGGCGAGUGAAGCGAAGAGCACGGAGGGCGAGGAGCUGGUGGAGGGGGCUGUGCGAAGCGAGGAACCAGCCAUCAUACAGGUAUACGCCGCGUACGAGACCGGUUUGGCCUCGGGCACCUCGGUCAAGCUACAUAUCACGCCCAGAACGACCGCUCGGGAAGUGAUAGACUUGGUGGUGAAACAGCUGAACAUGGCGGUGGUGUUGAAGGGGCGGGGCGGACCCAUCUAUGGGAACGAAAGGCUCAAAGACUUCUGUUUAGUGGCUGUGAUUGGUAUACGGGAAAGGUGUCUUCGUGACGACUUCAGGCCACUCCAGCUGCAGAAUCCCUGGAAAAGAGGAAAGUUAUACGUGCGGCUGAAACACGACGUGCUCGCCGCCCUGGAGCAAAGUAAUUCAAGACACUCCGCUUAUCUCUAGAACCCGACUUCACUGUACAUUCCACUGUACAUGCAUACACGCAUUGCCAUUCUAUCCUUCAGACACUUAUUUAUAUUCAGGAAGGCCAUACUCCUUCAUUAGAAAAAUCAUACUUCACAUUAUUCCUAAUGAACAUACGUGGAAGAAAUAAAUAAAAAAAAAUAAAGCUGAAUUAGUCUAUAGCUACAACAAUGUCGAAUAGUCCAAUAGGUAAACACGAUAGAUGUUUUGUGCAAGUUGAUUUCGAUAUGCUUCCUUUGAUCGAAGAGUAUUUAUUAAGUAUCAUUUCACUCCGCCGUCUUCAGGAGACUCUCAUUCACGUGUUUCUAGCCCCCCUUCCCCCUUAAAUAAAACAAAAGAACAGCAGGAUAUGUCCGAGAGAAACUAAUCAAGAGUGCAUAGUUUCUGUCACUCCUUGGGUCUAGCCGAGGGCCACAUACCUCAUAGAGAACAGUCAGUAUCAGAUGCAAAAGAAACAUUCAUGUCGGGUAUAGCUCAUGCACACGUAAAUGUAGGUGGCAAUAGAUCAUGUAUUGCAUAAUGCAGGAAAUCUGUUGUUUUCAUUCCACAGUAAAUUAUAACAUUAAAAAAAAGGAUACGUAAGACAUUUUGUAAGACAUUCAGUUAACGAAGAGCACAAAUAAUAUUUAACCCACUAAGUACUAGGAGCUAGUUGUACAUUACGCAAGAAUAACGUGACUAGUGGGACUAAACUAGAUUUACGCUUCUUUGGAGUCCUCAGAGUAAAUGGAAAUAAUUAAGACAAAAAAAUAAUAAUAAUUAGAUAAACGUUAUAAAGUAUUUCUGAUAAACUGAUGCUCAAUAUGUGAACCCUGUUGUCGUUUCCAGUCUAUAAGUUAUUUUCUUAGAGAAUGACACUUCCAUGAGUUGUUUUUUUAGACAUGUAAUGAAAUCUGCCAUGGUUUUCGAGGCGCAAAAGGCCGAGCAUUUGGUAAUUUCGAACCGAACAACGAUUUUACUAUCCAAGGAAUGAGUCUGAUUUCGAACAUCGAGACGCAUCAAAAUUAAGAGUAUAUACAAAAGAAAGUGUAAUUACUUGUGUUCAGCUCCCUACGUUUUUUAUUUGUGAUUCUAUCUUUGUAUUGUUAUUAUUAUUUAUUAUUUUUCUAUCAUCAUCAUCCCAGUGAUUUUUUUUUAGUCCAAGAUUUGAAUUGUGAGUGAACGAGAAUUCAAAAAAAAUAUUAUAAGGAAACCAGUGUGUUUUGUCAUUUUUUUUCAGUCAUGUUUAGAAACGUGUUAUGUUCGUCAUCCAGAUUGUUGGUUUCAUGUACAGAAGACAGUAUACCAUUAUUUCGGGUGUUGUGUAAGCUUCAUUGUAUGUUUCAUCAUUGUAUUGAUUGUAUUAAUACGAUUUUGUGAUUUCUAUCCAGUGGUGAAACUAGGUACUUCUUAAAAAGAAAACGAAACUGAUUUACAUAUUGAUACUAUUUUGAUUGUAAAAUGAUAUUAAUGAUUUGAGAAUUGAUAAUCUCAAAUCUAUGUUUUUCCCAUUUUUUAUGUUAGCAACACCUGACGGAAAAAAAACUUUAUCACAGCUGGAACUCGGAGAAAAAACUCUACUGACUUUUCACUGCAUUAUGAUUUUCACUCUCUCUCUCUCUCUCUCUCUCUCUCUCUCUCUCUCUCUCUCUCUCUCUCUCUCUCUCUCUCUCUCUCUCUCUCUCUCUCUCUCUCUCUCUCUCUCUAGGAAUAACCGCGUAUUACACAUGCAUAUUAAACCAAUUGUCCAAACUUAUCUUGUUCAAAUUAAAGGAAAAAAAACUGUUGAGACACAGUAAAAUCAACCAUAUAGCUUCCAGUGACCGGGUUUAACUUGUGACUUUUUUCGUUAUUCCAUUAACAUUAUUCCAUUAUUAACGAUAACCACUCUGAACAAAAUCGUCCCCAGUGACUUAUACAUAAUGAAGGAGUUUUUGACAUCUCUUCUUCAACACUUUUUUUCCCUCAUUAUUCCUUUGCCUUCUUUUACUUUUAUCUUUCUUUCUCUUUCUCUCUCUUUUAAAAUACGAUAUCUAUACCCUACUGUACACUCAACUAUAGAAUUGGCAAAAUCACACGCCCAUUCCAUAUCAUCAGCUAAUAUAUAAAUAGUGUGGCAAGACAAAAAUGAAAAUAUUAAUAAUUAAGAAGAAAAAAAGGAAGAGGAAGAAGAAGAAGAGAAUGGAUUUAUACUUUGUGGAGUUUUAACUGUAUUUAUAUAUAUUGUACAAACGGAUUAUUUUAGUAGAUUAACUAUUUAAUGUGAUGUUAAGUGGACCAAAGCCUUCUAGCCAGAGAUCCAGUGGCUUUCACUGCACAUAACCUAAAUAUGUUGUCAGCUAGAGACGAACAAGAAGAAGAAGAAACAAUUAAAAAAAUGAAAGGAAGGAAGGAACGAAGUGCUGUUAUAUUAUUUGCAAUGUUGUGUAAAUUAUACAUAUGUACCUUGUAUAUGGCAUACCAAAUUAUGUAAAUAUUAAAUAGUACAAGUAUAUUUGAUGUUCAAAUAAAAUAAUUUAUCUGA
Molecule: messenger RNA, 4701 nt
Organism: Penaeus indicus
Lineage: Eukaryota; Metazoa; Arthropoda; Malacostraca; Decapoda; Penaeidae
Product: ankyrin repeat and fibronectin type-III domain-containing protein 1-like
Exons: 2
Biological process (GO): signal transduction; regulation of establishment of bipolar cell polarity; establishment of mitotic spindle orientation
Cellular component (GO): spindle
Source: RefSeq, a predicted model, not a curated record